Molecule: messenger RNA, 1062 nt
Organism: Sesamum indicum (sesame)
Lineage: Eukaryota; Viridiplantae; Streptophyta; Magnoliopsida; Lamiales; Pedaliaceae
Source: RefSeq, a predicted model, not a curated record
CUGUGCCUAUAAAUAAACACCACUCAGCCUGGUGUAAAACCCCUCAAGAUUCAUACAAAAGCAUCAGUGCAGAUAUCAGACAUGGUUAAGAUGAUGUUGGUUUUCUUGGUGGCUCUAGUUCUGAGCACCAACCCUGUGAAAGCAACUGAUUGUUUAAGUGUCUUUGCUAGUAUGUCUCCUUGCAAAAGCUAUCUAGGCAACUCUCACCCUAUCAUGCCCAGCACUCAAUGCUGCGAUGCUGCUAGUAACGUGGUCGGCAUUGCAGAUACUGAGAGUUUGUGCCAGUGUUUAAGGCAAAGCCCCACUAGUUCCAGCUUUAUCCCAUCCAAAGCUCAACAACUUCCUAGUCUCUGCAACCUUAACAGCUUCGUGCCCCUCACCAACUGCCUUGUCCCGUCUGCAGAGAACGUUUUCCCUCUGCCGCUAGAUACUCCCCUUCCACCACUGGUUCCAUUUCCCCCUCUGCUUCCUGCGGUCCCGCUUCCCCCUCUGUUUCCGUUUCCGAUUCCCCCUCUGGUCCCAGUUCCGGUUCAGCCUGUCCCGCUUCCCCCGUUGAUCCCCAUUCCAGUUCCUCCGGUCGCAUAAAUCCAUGUAGCAGCAGGCGGAAAAACUGGAAUCUGUUUUCCUUUUAUUGAUUUGUUGGAUUUUAUGGUCAGCUGAUGAUGAUAAGAAUUUUGAAAUGUUUUAUCGACAGAGUUUGAGGGGAACUCUUGUAAUAUUAUCCAGCUCUAUGGUAUUUGUACCUUCUGGCUAUACCAACCAUCACUAAUGGGAAGAAGAAAGCCUCACCGUUGAUUCAAUUAUCAUCUUUGCAAUAAAAACUAAGCCCAGAAAACAAAUUCAGCUCUGUGAACAAAUAAAAAUAUGGAAUCACCAAAAAGAAGUGAUGCAAUUCUCUAUCAUACAACUGAUGAGACACUCACUGUGUUCAACAAGGUCGCAGACAGAGUACAUACGGACAACAAACUAAUUUGACAUGAUAUAUUUCCUAAGUAUAUGCAAGUGUUUCAGAUCAGAUUUAAGGCUGUCGCAGGUAAUCACUCAAUCAACUCCAAAACAUAG